AUGACUUUAAAUAAUCUAACUUCAAUAAAACUUGAUAAAAAAUGUUCAUAUGAAAAAGAAAAAAAAAGAUUAUAUAGAAAUACUUAUAUAAUGAUUAAAUAAGGUAAUGAUCAUUUAUUUAAACAUAAAAUAAUAUAAGAAUUUUAUGUUGCCCAAUAUCUAUAUCGAAAUUUAACAAAUGAUGUGUAUAUACAUAAUUUAAAGAAUAGUAAAAUUAAUUAAAAUAUUAAUUUGAGCUUUAAAAAUUAUCAAGGUGCUUUAAAUAUUUUAACUGAACAUAUUAGACAAUCUGAAGAUAUAAAAGAAAAAUUGAUUAUUCGAACUUCAUCUAAUUGCAUUUAUUUGGCAUCUAUUCUUAAUUUAAAUUUUGAAAGAUAAGAUUUAUAAAAUAUCAAUUUAUCAAAUACAAUUAUUUGUAAUAUAAAUUUCUUUAAUUGUAAUCUUGAUUAAUCGAAGUUCAAUAAUGUUAUAAUUAAGAAUUGUAAUUUUGAUUUUGCUUAAUUAAAUAAUAUUUAAUGGGAUAAUAUAUAAAUAAAAGAAUUUGUAUAUUUAUAGUAAAAUGAAGAUAUUGAAUAAGUUAUUUAAUCUCCUGAUGGUAAAUUAAUUGUUUCAUUAAGUGCAUAAUUGGUGAAAAUAUGGGAUUAUUAAAUUUUUUAAAUUAUCAAGGAGAUUUAAAAUAAAUAUAAUAAUUAAUAACACUUUCAUUUAGUCUGAAUAUCAAAUAAUUGUAAAUAUAUAGCAAUAUGUACAAAAAAUUAAUUUUAAUUGAGGGAUUUGAAUUAAUUAACAAUUUUAAUAGAAAAUAACAUUAAAGAAGGAGCUGUGGGAACUUUAAACUUUUCUCCUAAUAGUGAAAUAGUAGGUUUAAUUGAUUCUUAUGGUUUAAGAUAUUGGAAUUGCGUUUAAAAUUCUGAAGUAAAUUCUUAUCUUUUGAGAAAGGAAAAUAUAAUUUAAAAUUCUUCCACAUCUAUUUACUUAUCAAAUUUAAUUGCAUUUGAAAAGAAUAACAAUUAUUUAUAUUUAAAGGGUUAGAAAGAUUGAUAAAAUUAUUUGAAUUGAACCGUAAUACCUUUUUACCUUUAGAAAAGAUUGAAGGUGAUUAUUUUGUUGUAUCAUUUAAUGGAGAGGAUCUAUCAGUUUCUUAUUUAACGGAAGUUGCUUUUUAUAAAUGGAAUUAAAAUAAAUUAUAAAUUAAUUAUAAAUUUGAUUUCCAAUAAAAGAUAUGGUAGAUUUUAUCUUAUAGAUAAAAUUAAACUAUAUGUUUAUUAAUAUAAAAUGAUGUAACUUUAUGGAAUAUUUAAGAUAAUUGUUUUAAAAGUCUUUUUAGAGGAUGUGAAGAAUCAAAAUAUUCAAUUAAUAUUGAUGAAAAUAUAUUAAUUAAAUGGAAUGAAAAGAAAAGAUAUUGUUAAGUGUAUAAUUUGAAUAUAAUUAAUUCAAAUAAAUUUAAUGAUAUAUUCAAUAGUUAUGUUUAAAAAGCAGAAUUUUCGCCUUCAGGAUAAUUGAUUAGAAUAUAACUUGCAUAAAAAAUAUUAUUUUGGGAUUUUACAAAUGAUGAAUGUUAUGACAUGUUAAAUGAAUAAAUUGACUUUUACUUUUCUCCAAAAGGUAAUUAUUUUCUUACAAAAUGUAAUCAAAAUGGAUUAAUAAUUUGGGAUUGUACCAAUAUCUAUAAUUUAGAACGUAAAAUUAUAAUUCAAAAUAUCGAUAAAUUUCAAAAAAUAUUCUUUACUUAGGAAAAUCAAGAUUUAGCAAUAAUUAACAAUAAUGGAGGAAUUAUUAAAAUAUGGAAAUUAUAGUAAAUUCUGAAUCAAAAUUUUGAUUAUGAUAAUAAUAAAUAUAUUAAUUAUUAGAAGAUUAAGAAAAAAUAAUUUGUAUUGCUGUUUCUCCAACUGAAUAUAAAUUAAGUUUUGUUGGAAAUACCUUGA
Paramecium sonneborni is the source of this 1925-nucleotide messenger RNA. The record is from the annotation of a GenBank genome assembly. Lineage: Eukaryota; Ciliophora; Oligohymenophorea; Peniculida; Parameciidae.